CACGCCAUUCUCUUUUUUCAUCCCCUCUCCCACUUCUUCUUCCACUCUACUCAAGAUCCUUUCGAAUUUCCAAGAGAUUGUUGAAGAAUCGAGACUUUUAUUCAUUCCUACCGAUUGUUUCGUCCAAGAAAGAUGGUCCAUCAGUAUUAUGCCCCGAUGCGAAAUCGUUACUCCAGCAUUAGAGACCAUCCAGUUGAGCGCUAUCGAGACUACGAGUGGGAUGGGAAGCUUUUCCUUAUGUCCUACGUCACCGAGUUUUAUGAUAAGUGGAUGAACGCUUACGCGUAUGGGGGAGCCACCCAUCACGAGGGAAUCCAAAAGCUCAUCCACACUUUACCACCGCCUUGGGACGAGUGGACCGCUCAGGCAUCCCGGUCUUUCAUAUGGUAUAGGCCGCCCGAAUACACCGCACGGGGUGAUUUGGUUGGCCUUAUAGAGGUGCUACUUCCGGCUAUGACAGCUGCUUUUGACGGACCGCCACGUGCUCCACCUCCACAUAUCUAUCCGCCGAUACAAGCCCGCAUGCGGAGGAAUCGCGGCUACAGGUGGCCAUAUGUCUCCCGUAUUCCUAAAAGAAUGAGACUCGGGAUGCGUGUUUCAGCCCCUCUAAGAAUCGACAGAGAGGUCGAUGGGAUGCUCGGGAUGACCCCUCCACCCGUGGGUGCCGAGGAGGAAGGUGAGGAGGAGGACCCAAAUGAGGAAGGUGUUGGAGAAACCGAAGAGAAACAGGAUGAGGGUGGACAGGAUUAG
This is a messenger RNA of Salvia splendens (bonfire salvia), 750 nucleotides long. RefSeq lists its product as uncharacterized. The record is from RefSeq and is a predicted model, not a curated record. The transcript is spliced from 2 exons. Lineage: Eukaryota; Viridiplantae; Streptophyta; Magnoliopsida; Lamiales; Lamiaceae. Bases 133 to 750 code for a protein of 205 amino acids.